AUGAGAGCAUACAAUAGAAUAGUUAAACGAGUAAAAGAUGAGCUAAACAUGAGUCUUCUGCCUGGUUCCUGCCUCCUUUAUAUAAGCUGCUCGACUUCUAACUGUUGCGCGGAUACCGGGAGCGCGUACUCCGGAUUUGAUGGGAUUUCCUUGAACAAAUUUGACCAAGUCUUGCGUAACGAGCUCCCGCAGACAACAGCUCGUCGUCUUGUUCCGAACUAUGGCUGGACCUCAAGGAGCCAUGUUGUAAUUAACGAGCUAAACAGGCCAACAAGAGUAUCUGCUGUUCUUCAUGCUGUAGGGAUUAAACCCAUCAGUAGACAGUCCCAGACGCAAAUUCCUCUGCUCGGCGGCGAAAGAAGGGAACUUGUCAUUCAUAGACAUCCAUGUGACAGAGUCUACUAG
This is a messenger RNA of Microthlaspi erraticum, 405 nucleotides long. Lineage: Eukaryota; Viridiplantae; Streptophyta; Magnoliopsida; Brassicales; Brassicaceae. The record is from the annotation of a GenBank genome assembly.